Brugia pahangi is the source of this 234-nucleotide messenger RNA. The record is from the annotation of a GenBank genome assembly. NCBI's taxonomy places the organism in Eukaryota, Metazoa, Nematoda, Chromadorea, Rhabditida, Onchocercidae.
AUGAAGUCAUCUAUUUGCUGCUUCUACAUCCGAAACGUCAAAAUCAUACAUUCUUCAACGUCAACUCAGAUAUAUAAUUUAGAACAUUAUAUUCGAUAUUGUUAUGCAACUAAUUUAUUCAGCACUGACAAUGAUUUCUGUGCAGGAUAUGUAAAUAUCUCGACGAACAACAACAAUUCGCAAUUUAGAUUGAUACCUAAGCUUACGUUUAUCUUGGCAGGAAGUCAUCAUUAA